CUAUACUAUAGUUCUAUAGUUAGUGAUUUCCGUUAAAGUUUACACAGUUGGGUGUAUCAGUAUCAGUAUUUGUUAUUAUUUUAUAGGUAUUGUUGUCUUUUGUGUCCAAAAAGAUAAUUUAUUCUAAUUUUAACAAUUCCUAAGAAAGUGUUAAUACAAUUACGUUAUGGGGAAAUCACUCACGGGGAAAACUGCCGUUAUAUUAGCGGCUAUAGCUGCUUUAUUUGUGGUGAUUGCAUUUACCACACCCAACUGGCUUGAGACUGAUGGUAAAUUGGAGACGCCUAAAUUCUUGAAAAUUGGAUUGUGGCAAGUGUGCUUCAAUGGUUUUCAAGAUAUUCGUCACUUGUAUGACACAAGAUUCUAUGGUUGUUGGUGGGUUUUUGAAGAAGAAUACUAUAUCAUUCAUGAUAUCUUAUUACCCGAUUUCUUUGUGGCUACGCAGUUUUUCUUUACUUUAUGUUUUACACUACUUCUUAUUGGUAGCUUUUUAACAGCAUUGUACACUUGUUGCUCUCGUCAUCACGAUAAGUAUCAGUUGUUAUUAUGGGCAACUGGUGCCAAUCUCACUUUGGCAGCUGUUUGUGGAAUUAUUGCAGUGAUAAUAUUUGGUGUUAAAGGAGAUAGCAGAGACUGGAUGCCUAAUUGGGAGCACAACGACUUAAGUUGGUCAUUUGCUUUAGCUGUAGUGGGAAGUUUUACAUUACUAGCUUCUGGAACCUUAUUCCUAGUGGAAGCCCGUAGAUUUAGAAAGAAGAUUGAACGAAUAUUGUAUGAUGAACAGAAAGCUCAUUCUGAAAUUUAGACAUUUUAUAUUAUAAUUUAUUUUUACAGCUAAACAACGAUUCCAUGUUUAAACGUACAAAUAUAACAAACAAUAUAACUUGUAAUAAUUGACAUAGCAAUGGAAAAUUUUAAUUGUAUACAGCUACAACAAAGAAAGCGAAUUUGUUAGAUACAGCAAUCUCAUAUAAAUAAGAUUCAGAUCUAUUCUAUAAAAAUGUAGUUUGUUCACACAAAGUAUUAUUCAUGAAUUUUCAAAGGUUUAUUAAAAUUUUAAAUAAUAUAUUUUUAAAAAUUGUAAAGAAUCUAGAGUUUAAUCAUAUCAUUAUCAACUAAUACAAGUUAACAAUUGUAUGUCCAUUUUGAAACACUUUAUUAAUUACAAUUAAGACCAAUCAAGAUCAACUGUGAGAUUAUUUGCAUGUAAUAGCUUAUUAAUUUACUUGUGUUAUUCAUGCAAAGUGACUUUUAAUGAAAAAUAAUCCGUCCAAAAUAUUAUAGUCUAAGCUAGUAUUAGAAAAGUGACUGCGAACAAUUGUAAAUAUACAUGUACAUGAAUCAUCAAGAGAUGAAUUCAUCAAGAUUAUGAAUUAAGUGCCUUUGAAAUUAAAAAAAAUGAAUUUAUAUGAAAGUUCAACCAUUUUAAUAAAAUCGUUAUUAAAUGCUUUAAAAAAGACUGGUUUAUUUUGAAAGCCUCAGCAUUGCUUCAGUAAAAAAUAAACAUGCAGUAGUAAUGUGACUC
Phymastichus coffea is the source of this 1525-nucleotide messenger RNA. RefSeq lists its product as uncharacterized. Gene Ontology annotation, biological process: septate junction assembly; regulation of tube size, open tracheal system. Lineage: Eukaryota; Metazoa; Arthropoda; Insecta; Hymenoptera; Eulophidae. Gene Ontology annotation, cellular component: membrane; septate junction. The transcript is spliced from 2 exons. The record is from RefSeq and is a predicted model, not a curated record. The coding region runs from base 167 to 805 and encodes 212 amino acids.